AUGGACGCCAUGACAAACUCCAAGGCUGAUAUGAAGUGUGAUAUCAAGAGCCUUUAUCAAAAGAAGAUGCUCAUGGUCGAUGCACUUGGACAGACAAGUAUCCUAAUGUAUCGUCAUUCAAAGUCCUUUGCUCAGGCAGGUUUUGAACAAGUUUUUAAAGACUACCCUGGCGUCACCCCAAGUUUGAAGCGACUCAAUUCUCAAGCCCCCUUCAAUGCCUUCGUUCAUCGCUGGACACAACUUAUGCAAGCCAUCGAGGAUGAAGGUGAUGGAGAGACGAAAACUCAUCUGGUACUUCUAUACAAAAUUAUCGAAUCAGAACUCAAAGAUAUCAUUGCUACCGACAAGAGUGCUAGAGAGAAGAUCACUGAUGAUGAAGUUAGCAAAUUUGCGGAUGCGAACAUCAACGGAAGACAGAUUAAGAAUGUCUUGAAGACGGCAAAGUUACUCGCUAGUCAAAAGAAUGAGCUGCUGAAGUUCGAACACGUUCAAACGGUUAUGAGUGUGGAGGGAAAUUGA
Sclerotinia borealis F-4128 is the source of this 519-nucleotide messenger RNA. The record is from the annotation of a GenBank genome assembly. Lineage: Eukaryota; Fungi; Ascomycota; Leotiomycetes; Helotiales; Sclerotiniaceae.